Pseudogymnoascus verrucosus is the source of this 2158-nucleotide messenger RNA. RefSeq lists its product as uncharacterized. NCBI's taxonomy places the organism in Eukaryota, Fungi, Ascomycota, Leotiomycetes, Thelebolales, Thelebolaceae. Gene Ontology annotation, cellular component: nucleus; cytoplasm. The record is from RefSeq and is a predicted model, not a curated record. The transcript is spliced from 2 exons. Gene Ontology annotation, molecular function: FAD binding; DNA binding. Gene Ontology annotation, biological process: circadian regulation of gene expression; entrainment of circadian clock by photoperiod. Bases 67 to 1974 code for a protein of 635 amino acids.
CUUCCAUCUCGACCUUUGUUAACCUAAUGUCGCCAAUUCUAUUUUCUUCAUCACCCUUCUAAAUUCAUGCUUAUAAGUUUAGCAACGAAACUAAACUUAAUUACAAGGCCUAAGAUUAUCCCGUUUACAUCAAAGGCCCUUUCUACAUGCACCCUCUCAUAUAUCUUGAAAAUGCCGCCGAAAAAAUCACCUGCUAUUAACGGUAAACGCAAAGGCCCACCUUCAGCAGAAUCAGCUCAUAGUAACGAAUCUCACAAAAAGCCAAAAGUCAACGAUGACUCCAUAAAUCCUCUCUCAGCAUCCCAUCCCAAAGCACAAGAAGCGGAAAGAAAUGGCAUCACACUUCGAGCAUUUUAUGGGCCCGAGAUGUCCAAUACGCAUGCUCUCGCGUACAAGAAUGGCCAAAUUGCUAGACCAAUCGAAGUUCUAAAUUCUGCACUUUUCGAAACCAAGCCGAAGCGGGAGCAGAUCGAAGUUAGCAACGCAGUGGUCCAUUGGUUCAGGUGUGAUUUGCGGAUGCGAGAUAACAGGUCUCUCUAUGCUGCGAGUAAGAAGGCGAGGGAGAACGGCGUUCCCUUAAUCACCAUGUACAUCGUUAGUCAGCAGGAUUUCGAGGCACAUCUGGUGUCGCCUGCUAGAGUGGAUUUCAUAUUGCGGACGCUAAGGGUCUUAAGGGAAGAUCUAGCAAAGCUUGAUAUUCCACUUUAUGUAGAGACUCUAGAGAAGAGAAAGAAGAUUCCCGGGAGGAUAUUGGAGCUUGUAAAGGAAUGGGGAUCAGAUCAUUUAUUUACUAAUGCGGAGUAUGAAGUCGAUGAAUUGAGAAGAGAUGCAAGCCUAGUCAGAGAAUGUCUAGAGAUCGGGGUUGCAAUGGACGUUCUGUCGGAUACCUGUGUUGUGAAGCCUGGGGACCUAGUGAGUAAGUCCGGAACACAGUAUUCUGUGUACACUCCAUGGUAUCGUGCUUGGGUUGCAUAUAUCCAUGAGAAUCCUCUGUUGCUCGAUCUUUCUGAAGCACCUAACAAGAAUCUCAAUGGCGCAAGGCAAAAAUACCUCAAGCUAUUCGAGAGCACCAUACCCAACGAAGUCGAGCAUAAAAAGCUAAGUGACGAAGAAACAGAGAGGUUUUGCUCUAUGUGGCCAGCAGGAGAGCAUGACGCACACAGGCGCCUUAUAAAAUUUAUAGACGAACGAAUUGGAGGGUACAAAGCACACAGGAACAAUCUUUCAGAACAAUCAACUUCGUCGCUUAGCGUCCACUUGGCUAGCGGCACCCUGAGUGCGAGAACAGCAGUUAGAAUGGCGCGAGAUCACAACCGUAUCAAGAGGCUAGAUGGUGGGGUUGAAGGUAUUCUGACCUGGAUCAGCGAGAUUGCAUGGCGAGACUUCUACAAGCAUGUCUUAGCCCACUGGCCAUAUAUCUGUAUGAAUAAGCCAUUUAAACUGGAGUACACUAACAUAGAAUGGGAAUACAAUCAAGAUCAAUUUGAAGCCUGGUCCAAAGGUCGGACAGGAUACCCAGUAGUUGACGCAGCAAUGCGCCAACUGAACAGCUGUGGUUGGAUGCACAAUCGCGGCCGGAUGAUCGCGGCAUCCUUCCUAGCAAAGCAUCUCCUUCUCGACUGGCGCAUAGGUGAGAGGUAUUUCAUGGAGCACUUAAUCGAUGGAGAUUUUGCCUCGAACAACGGGGGCUGGGGAUUUAGUGCCUCGACAGGAGUUGAUCCUCAGCCAUAUUUUAGAAUCUUCAACCCCCUCUUGCAGAGCGAAAAAUUCGACCCCGAAGGAGAAUAUAUCAAGAGAUGGGUUCCCGAGCUAAGGGGUAUCGCGGGCAAGGCAAUUCAUGAUCCGUAUGAUAGGGGAAAGGGAGCUGAGGCGAAAAAGUGCGGGUACCCGGAGCGGAUAGUGGAUCACAAGGAGAGUAGGGACCGGUGUUUAGCUAGGUAUAAAGAGGGCUUGGGACGAAAGAGCUACUCCUAAAUACUCCAGAGUGCUCCUUUAAGAAAAUGAUGUUUCAUUGUUGCCCUUGCGCCUGAUUUGCUAAGGGUCUGCUUUUAUGACGAAGCCGUUGCGUCAUCCACCUCCCUCCUCUAAAAAAGUGUCACAUUCCGCAAUUCACCUCCUACAAAACCCCCUCACACCUUCCCUUCAAAGGAACUCCCCC